This is a messenger RNA of Malassezia restricta, 1020 nucleotides long. Its product is annotated as DnaJ subfamily C member 17. Lineage: Eukaryota; Fungi; Basidiomycota; Malasseziomycetes; Malasseziales; Malasseziaceae. Gene Ontology annotation, biological process: spliceosomal complex disassembly. The transcript has a single exon. The record is from RefSeq and is a predicted model, not a curated record. Gene Ontology annotation, cellular component: spliceosomal complex. The coding region runs from base 1 to 1020 and encodes 339 amino acids.
AUGGAGUUGCCAGGGUCAAAUGCAGUCGAAUGGGAAGACGCAUUCAAGUUGUUAGGGAUAGAUGAACGCGCUUCGGAGUCCCAGAUUCGUACAGCAUACCGUAAGCGCUCCCUUCAAUUUCAUCCCGACAAGGCGCGCGACAUCCCGCCUGAUGCGGCAGCUGAAAGAUUUCAUCGCCUCACACUGGCGUAUGAGGCGCUCUUGGACCCAUCUUCGCGUGCUCGUCUGCUUGAAACAUUAGAGAAUGAAAAGGCUAGGCGUAAGCGACAAUCUGCUUUUGAUGAUCGGCGCAAGUCGAUGGCUGCUGACCUCGAGCGCCGCGAAGAAUUAGAUCGAGUGCAACGCGUCAAGUCCGAGCAAAAGCGUCGCGAAAGAGAGAGACGCAUCUCAGCACUUCGCGAAGAAGGACGUACAAUGCGCGUGGAAAGACACGAGCGUUUGCUUGAGCGCUGGCAACAGUCAUCGCGGACAUCGCAGUCUUUUGCAUCGACCGCUUCUACCCUAAGUGCGGACGGUCUGCCGCCAUGGGGACCGUCCGAUUCGAGUGUAUUGAUUCGCUUUCCAUCAGAGCAGGCUGUUAGUAUGUGGGGUGCAGAUACACUACCUCACAACCUUCUUCAGACACCGCUGGGUGAAGCUCUUACGUUGUCAUAUGGACCUCUAUCCUCGGUUCAUAUUAAACCGUCACAAAAGAAACGGCGCGAAGUAUCUGUGAUUGCGUCUUUUGAACAUGGUGUACAUGCUUGGCGAGCUGUCACUGAAGGAUCGGAUUUACGGUGCUCUCACAUCUUGCUGCAAGACUGCUGGAUUGGGUGGUGGGAUCCGUCUACAGGCAAGGCCGCAACCCAUCCGCCAGCGCGAGUUCAAGCAUGGAUCCAGGGUGGUGUGUCCGCUCGCGAUGCACCUGUGGAAACAAGAACGCCACAUGAUGCGGCCGAUGAAUUUGACUAUGAAUACGAGGCGAGCACACUUGCACGUCUCCGUCAAGUCGCAUCAACAUUUCCUCAGCAUGAGCGCUAA